Molecule: messenger RNA, 1561 nt
Organism: Nicotiana attenuata
Lineage: Eukaryota; Viridiplantae; Streptophyta; Magnoliopsida; Solanales; Solanaceae
Product: cyclin-D3-1-like
Exons: 4
Coding region: 149-1135 (328 amino acids)
Biological process (GO): mitotic cell cycle phase transition; regulation of cyclin-dependent protein serine/threonine kinase activity
Cellular component (GO): cytoplasm; nucleus; cyclin-dependent protein kinase holoenzyme complex
Molecular function (GO): cyclin-dependent protein serine/threonine kinase regulator activity
Source: RefSeq, a predicted model, not a curated record
CAGUCUCCUAUUUUGUUCCUCCAACUCUACAAAACAGAGAGAGACAGAGAAAUAUGGCUCAGAUGAGCCUAUUCAUCCAAUAGCUUUUUUCUUGUACGACAAGUGAAGUAAAUGAAAAUUCAACCAUCCGUCUUCUUCACUGAAGAAGAUGGCUCACCAUUACAAUCAACCGCAACACCAAAAGCUUCCAUUUUUACUAGAUUCUUUGUAUUGCAAAGAUGAAAGUUUGGACGCGUUAGACAGAGAAAAUUGUUUAACAGAGGAAGUAGAAGUAAACCCCAACUCCAUUUCUUUGUUAGAACAAGACUUGUUAUGGGAAGAGGAAGAGUUAAGCUCUUUAAUGUCCAAAGAACAAGAGAAUCAAAUGUCUAAUGUUGUAAUAAACAACCCAUAUUUGUCAGUAGCAAGAAGAGAGGCAGUUCAUUGGAUUCUUGAAGCCAUUGCCUAUCAUAAUUUCUCUGCUCAAACUGCAAUUCUUGCUGUAAACUAUUUUGAUAGAUUUCUCUUCAGCUUUCAGUCACAAAGUGAAAAACCAUGGAUGAAUCAACUUGCUGCUGUUUCCUGUCUUUCUUUAGCUGCAAAAGUUGAGGAGAUACAAGUGCCUUUACUUCUUGAUCUCCAAGUGGAGGAAUCAAGAUACUUGUUUGAGCCAAGAACAAUUCAAAGAAUGGAGCUAUUAAUACUUUCUACUCUCAAGUGGAAGAUGAAUCCAGUAACCCCAUUUUCAUUUCUUGAUUACUUCUCCAGAAGGCUUGGAUUCAACAAUCACAUUUGCUAUGAAUUACUUAGAAGAUGUGAGAGGGUGCUUCUAUCCACUAUUACUGAUUGUAGAUUCAUGUGCUAUCUUCCUUCUGCUGUGGCUGCUGCUACAAUGUUACACGUCAUUGAUAGGCUAGAGCCCUGCAUUGAAGAAGAGUACCAAGAACAACUUUUGGGUAUACUUGGAAUAGUAAAGGACGAUGUGACGGAUUGUUAUAGGCUAGUCCAGGAGGUGGCUUCCAAUAUUGAUUUCAACUCAAACAAACGAAAGUCAAUUGGUGCCUUGCCAGGAAGUCCCGUAGGAGUUAUGGAUGUGUCAUUUAGUUCUAAUAGUUCUCCAGAGCCAUUAUCAAAGAAGAUUAGAACACAAACGUAGUUUGUGAAAAAGAAAAAAAAUGUUGCAUCGGACGCGAGAUGAUAAAGAGAGAGCUUUCUCGUUACGUGGCGAAAGUCGAGAAGACCAUGCAGCUAAAGUCAGUCAAUAAUUAGAUUCUCAAAUUUGUUUGUGGAUUAAUCAUUCCUUAGAAGACUUUUGAUAGUCAAUUAGUUACACAUCUAUUCUGUCCAAUAACAUCAUGUUCUUCUUACAAUUCACAAGUUAAAUUGCUCAUCAUAUUUCCAUAUGAAAAUUGACUCUUAUUGGACAGUAGAGGUAAACAUGGCCGGCAUUUAUUUGGAGGAAAUUUAAAUGCUCAUGAACAGAGAAUUAAAACUAAAUUCAUGUCUAUUCAUCUCUGUAUAAACUUUUUUUUUGGUCGAAUAUUCGCAUAGCUUUAAUGAGUAACAGGCUGUUAUCGGUUCA